AUUUUAGCAAUUUAUUGGGGUCAGACUUAGUGAUUCAGGGGCCCGUUUCAAAAUGCUGCUGACCUGUCCUACCGUGAGAAAGGGACACUAAAUACAGUAGUAUUCCUUUAAAAUGAUAUCUCAUACACUUAUUAGGAAGUAUUUCACUGAUGAGAUGUGAGAUAUGCCACAUGAAUUUCAGCACAUUAGUUAGUCAGACCUCACUAUGUGUGUGACAGUUUCUGCUGUAGACAGUCUACGUUACCGUCUAAGGUGAUCAGUGGUGUGAACAUGUUUUUUCUCAUUGGCCUCUUUAUGUCAGGUGUUUUGGCCUGUUUUGCCAACGAGAUUUGAUCACCACAAUGCCAGAUAGACUGGAUGUACUGACGGGCUCCUGUGUGCAAAUCCCAUGUUCAUUUGAUAUUCCUCACCAAAAUAAGUAUACAUUUAACAGCACAAUACUAACCUCUGGAGUGUGGAUUAAAGGAAACCCAUACUUUGGUGGGCGUCCGGACAGAGUGAUAUUUAACAGUAGUGAGAUGGUCAACAGAUAUCAAGGGGAGAUAACUGGAAACAUGUCCCAGAAGAACUGCACCACAGUCUUCUUCAAUGUAACCAACAGUUACACUAAUAUAUACUUCUUCAGGAUUGAGAGUCAACCAUUCCGUGCAACAGACACUGAAAAGUCUGUUCAUAUAGUUGUCAGUGAUUUCCCUUCCAGUCCCAUCCUUACUGUCUUAGGUGAGGUAAAGGGAGGGACCCCUGUCAGUUUGAACUGCUCAGCUGUUGCUCCCUGUCCCGAACACCCCCCUGAGCUGACAUGGACUCUCCCAACACAGUUCACAACUGAGAACCAACUGCAGGAGAAUCCAGACCGAACCAAAUCAGUUCUCUCCACGGUGACCUUCACUCCGUCAUACCUUCAUCAUGAGAAGAACAUCACUUGUACUGCAGUCUACCCAGUAGGGACAAGCAACAAGAGAGCUGAACAUAACAUGAUGCUUAACGUUUCAUUCUCUCCUAAGGACACCUCGGCCUCCAUCAGUCCAGAUGAUCCAGUAUCAGUGGGCAGCUGUGUUAAUCUGACCUGCAGCAGUACAGCCAACCCUCCUGUGACAAACUUCACCUGGUUCAAGAUCAGUGAGGGUGAAACAACACAGGUAGCAUCUGGACAGAGUUACACCCUCAAUGUUACUGUUGGUGAUGGAGGACUGUAUGGUAAUGAGAAACUCCAGGGUUGGGACAGUGUGCUCUAA
Oncorhynchus masou masou (cherry salmon) is the source of this 1235-nucleotide messenger RNA. RefSeq names its product myelin-associated glycoprotein-like. The coding region runs from base 342 to 1235 and encodes 297 amino acids. Lineage: Eukaryota; Metazoa; Chordata; Actinopteri; Salmoniformes; Salmonidae. The transcript has 6 exons. The record is from RefSeq and is a predicted model, not a curated record.